Messenger RNA from Chenopodium quinoa (quinoa), 898 nucleotides. RefSeq lists its product as uncharacterized. The transcript is spliced from 4 exons. Gene Ontology annotation, cellular component: chloroplast. NCBI's taxonomy places the organism in Eukaryota, Viridiplantae, Streptophyta, Magnoliopsida, Caryophyllales, Amaranthaceae. The coding region runs from base 341 to 580 and encodes 79 amino acids. The record is from RefSeq and is a predicted model, not a curated record.
AAUGCAAUCAAGUAUGUAGCCCAUGAUCGAUAUGAACCCGAACAAACCAUACCAAUAUUGAUAAAACCUUAAAAUCAUAGCACAUAUAUCACCUUAGUUUUGAUUCAAAAAAAGAAAAAAAAAGGAAGAAGAUAGGCUGCACAAAAAGAGAAAAACCGCCCACAGAAAUGGAUGUUAAUACAAAGAAAAUUCUUCUUAUUAAACCAUAAAUAAAUACUCCGUAAUAAAUAAAAAUGAAAAAUAAAUAAAAUAAAAAAUCAUCCCAAAAAUAACAAGGAAAAUUCCGUCGAUCUGUAAAACGCAGUCGUCUUCCUCUUCCUCCGACCUCUCCAAUUUAUCAAUGGCUUCUCCUUACGAUCCCUUCAAACAGGAGCCAAUUAAGCAGCAACAACAAAAUAAAAAAGGGCCCAAUUUCUUACUCAUGCUCCCUCUUAUCUACGCUCCUGUUCUUCCUCUCAUUAGAAUAUCACUGAGGCAUAAACCUGUUAUUAGGGAUCGUUUGUUUACUGCUGUUCUUGUUGGAGCUUUUGCACAUGGCGCUUAUCUUGUGACUGAUCUUUAUGAUGUCGAGAGCAAGUAGAGGAACUGAACCAGCACUUGGUCUCCUGAGGCUUGUAAGUACACCAUCAUUCAGUUGAUCGUGAAGGCAAUCUUAUUGCUUGAUUUCACUGCUUUACAUUUUUCGAGGAUUCUUGAUGAUCAUUCUUCUCCAAGUAUCACUUCUUGCAGACUUAGCAUUAAGUUGGUUAUAUUAUUAUGUUUUCUUGAAACUAAAUAAUCUCAAAUGGAGUAUUUACAUAAUCAGUUUUGAUUAGCAAACAUCUGACAUGCUUGCGGAGUUAUGGGAACCUUGAUUUCUUUAUCAUGAAUGAAUUAUGCCGUAUUAGCUUGUUUAUUA